AAAAACAUAAAAAAGAAAAAAAUUCAACUGCCGACCGGUGGUGACGUGGCCUUAAACAAUUUGGCUCCUCCAAUUACUACUAAUCUUUUUCUCUCAUAUUAGAUCUCAAACUCUCUUCUCUCGAUCUGUAAUAAUUUUGUAGCAAUGGCUGCUCCACCUGCCCGAGCUCGUGCCGAUUACGAUUACCUUAUAAAGCUUCUCUUGAUCGGCGAUAGCGGUGUGGGUAAGAGUUGCCUUCUUUUACGUUUCUCAGAUGGUUCCUUCACGACUAGUUUCAUUACAACCAUCGGAAUUGAUUUUAAGAUAAGAACCAUUGAGCUUGAUGGAAAGCGAAUCAAAUUGCAAAUUUGGGAUACUGCUGGUCAAGAACGUUUUCGAACAAUCACAACAGCUUAUUACCGUGGAGCUAUGGGUAUUUUGCUCGUAUAUGAUGUCACCGAUGAGUCAUCCUUUAAUAACAUUAGGAAUUGGAUUCGUAAUAUUGAACAACAUGCUUCUGACAACGUGAACAAGAUUCUGGUGGGUAACAAGGCAGAUAUGGAUGAAAGCAAAAGGGCUGUUCCUACCUCAAAGGGCCAGGCUCUUGCAGAUGAAUAUGGAAUUAAAUUUUUUGAGACUAGUGCAAAGACAAAUUUAAAUGUGGAGGAGGUUUUCUUUUCAAUAGCUAGGGAUAUCAAGCAAAGGCUUGCAGACACUGAUUCUAGAGCUGAGCCACAGACGAUCAGAAUUAACCAACCAGACCAAGCAGGAGGGGCUAGCCAAGCUGCCCCAAAAUCAGCUUGCUGUGGUUCGUAAAAGAAGGCCAUGACCAUCUUGGGAUCUCAUGGCUACAUAUGUUGAUGGAAGCUAAUUUUGUUACAGCUUAUGUGAUUGGUGCGCUUGUAUUGUUCUCUCUAUUAUUAUUUUUCACUCACUGUUAUGCAUUUGGGUGCAAAUGCUAGAUCCUCCUUCCUAUUUUCAGAAGUUAUUAUGUGUUUGAUUUUAUAAAUUUUAGAUUUGAACUUUAUCUUUUAAGGGUUAGAUCAAUGUUAGAUUUUAAUUUGUUAUAAUUAAGUCAUGAUUAUUUGUCCA
This is a messenger RNA of Mercurialis annua (annual mercury), 1071 nucleotides long. RefSeq names its product ras-related protein RABE1c. Gene Ontology annotation, cellular component: plasma membrane. Gene Ontology annotation, molecular function: GTPase activity; GTP binding. The coding region runs from base 145 to 795 and encodes 216 amino acids. Lineage: Eukaryota; Viridiplantae; Streptophyta; Magnoliopsida; Malpighiales; Euphorbiaceae. The transcript has 9 exons. Gene Ontology annotation, biological process: protein secretion; regulation of exocytosis. The record is from RefSeq and is a predicted model, not a curated record.